AUGUCUGACUCUGAACACGAAAGUGAAGACGAAAUGGUCGUCGAGGAUGAAAAUGACGAAGCCGGCGAAUCUUCUGGGGCAGCUAUUAAAAAAGAACCACGACAAGUUUACUUACCAGGUCAUCAGAUGCAGGAAGACGAGUCGUUGGUAUUCGAUCCAUCUGCUUACCACAUGCUGCAUGAUAUCGAUUCUGGGUUGCCGUGUUUGAGUUUUGACGUGAUCAUUGAUGACAUGGGUUGUAACCGUAGCGACUUUCCACAUUCUAUGUAUUUGGUUGCUGGAAGCCAAGCAGAAAAACCUAAAGACAAUUGUGUGUUUGUUAUGAAGCUAUCAAACUUAAAUGCGAUUAAAAAUGAAGAGAGUAGUUCAUCGGAUGAUUCAGAUGUUGAGUCUGACAGUGAUGAUGAUGAAUCUAAAGAUCAACCUGUGUUGCAGAUAUCAUCAAUUCCUCAUUUGGGCACUGUUAACCGAAUUAGGAAUACUACAGUUGAUGACAAAGUAUAUGCAGCUGUAUGGUCGGAAAGAGGAAUUGUCAAUAUUUAUGAUUUAAAUAGUAAAUUGAAAGAUGUUGAAAAAGCUAAUAGAAAUCGUAAAAUUGGAAGUGAGGAAAAGAAAAAAAAGUAUGGUAAAGCUGCUCCCAAGAGAAUACUGUCUGAACAUAAACCUUUAUAUUCAUACUCUGGGCAUAGAGAUGAAGGAUUUGCUUUAGAUUGGUCUUCCAAGGCUCCGGGAUUUUUAGCUAGUGGUGAUUGUAAAGGAAAUAUUCAUACAUGGAAACCAAGUGAAAGUGGUUGGGUUGUUAAUUUACAUUCAUUAGGUGGACAUAAAGAAUCUGUUGAAGAUUUACAAUGGUCUCCAAAUGAAGUUAAUGUGCUUGCUUCUUGCUCUGUAGACAAAUCGUUAAGGAUAUGGGAUACACGAUUAGCACCAAAUAAAGCCAAUAUGUUGACAAUUGCUGACGCUCAUGAUAGCGAUAUUAAUGUCAUAAAUUGGAACAAAAAAGAACCAUUAAUUGUUUCUGGUGGUGAUGAUGGAAAACUUAUGAUUUGGGAUUUGAGACAAUUUAAAAAAGGUAAAGAACUAGCUGUUUUCAAACAUCACACUAGUGCUAUUACAACAGUUGAAUGGAGUCCAGAUGAUAGUUCUGUGUUUGCUUCUGGUGGUGAAGAUGAUCAAAUAGCAAUUUGGGAUUUAGCUGUUGAAAGGGAUACUACCAAUGACCAAGAUGACAUAAAAGAAAUUCCACCACAGCUUUUGUUUAUUCACCAAGGACAAGAAUCUAUUAAAGAGCUUCAUUGGCAUCCUCAAAUUACUGGAGUUCUUAUAAGUACUGCACAAACCGGAUUCAAUGUUUUCAGAACCAUAAGUAUAUAA
Molecule: messenger RNA, 1374 nt
Organism: Macrosiphum euphorbiae (potato aphid)
Lineage: Eukaryota; Metazoa; Arthropoda; Insecta; Hemiptera; Aphididae
Source: the annotation of a GenBank genome assembly